This is a messenger RNA of Orycteropus afer afer, 936 nucleotides long. RefSeq names its product olfactory receptor 52J3. Gene Ontology annotation, molecular function: G protein-coupled receptor activity; olfactory receptor activity. Lineage: Eukaryota; Metazoa; Chordata; Mammalia; Tubulidentata; Orycteropodidae. The record is from RefSeq and is a predicted model, not a curated record. Gene Ontology annotation, cellular component: membrane. Gene Ontology annotation, biological process: G protein-coupled receptor signaling pathway. The transcript has a single exon. The coding region runs from base 1 to 936 and encodes 311 amino acids.
AUGAUGUACCAAAACAGCAGCAUUUUUCACCCCACCACAUUUUUCCUCCUGGGAAUUCCAGGACUAGAAAGGAUCCAUACCUGGAUCUCCCUGCCAUUCUGCUCUGUUUACCUUGUGGCUUUGUUGGGCAAUGCUACAAUUCUCCUAGUAAUUAAGACUGACCAGACCCUCCGAGAGCCCAUGUUCUACUUUCUGGCCAUUCUUUCAACAAUUGACCUGGCACUUUCUACGACCUCUGUACCACGCAUGCUGGGCAUCUUCUGGUUUGAAGCUCAUGAGAUUAAUUUUGGAGCCUGUGUGGCCCAGAUGUUUCUGAUUCAUACUUUUACAGGCAUGGAAGCUGAGGUCUUACUGGCUAUGGCCUUUGACCGUUAUGUGGCCAUCUGUGCACCACUCCACUACACGACCAUCUUGACAGCCCAUGUGUUGGUGGGCAUCAGUAUGUGCAUUUUAAUUCGUCCAGUCUUGCUUACACUUCCCAUGAUUUAUCUCAUCUAUCGCCUACCCUUUUGUCAAGCUCAUAUAAUAGCCCAUGCCUACUGUGAGCAUAUGGGCAUUGCAAAAUUGUCUUGUGGAAACAUCCGUGUCAAUGGUAUCUAUGGGCUCUUUGUAGUUUCACUCUUUGUCUUGAAUCUAGUCCUUAUUGGUGUCUCCUAUGUUUACAUUCUUCGUACUGUCUUUCAACUCCCAUCUCAGGAUGCUCGGCUAAAAGCCCUAAGUACUUGUGGUUCUCAUGUUGGAGUCAUCUGUGUGUUUUAUAUCCCGUCGGUCUUCUCUUUUCUUACUCACCGAAUUGGACAAAACAUACCACGCUAUAUUCAUAUUCUUAUUGCCAAUAUAUAUUUGGUUAUCCCACCCUCACUCAACCCCAUCAUUUAUGGUGUGAGAACCAAACAGAUACGUGAGCGAGUGUUCCAUGUUUUUACUAAAAAAUAG